AUGGUCGUGGUGGUCGCUCACUUGCUUGCAGGUGAGACUGCGCCUAGCGUCCACUUGCUGGCACUCAACUCUCACAUGUGGCUCCACGUAGCUGGGCUCUGCUCAGCGGCCACACCCCGGGCAACCGUCUCGACCGGCGGGCUAAACCAGGUGAGGGGGCCCUGUGCGCUGUGCCGUGUGCACAGGGUUUCCGGAUUCCGCUGGAUGGAAGGUCGGAUGGAACCUAGCGUCGGCACCGUCGUGACGUGGUUCGUCUCUGCACGUCGCUCGACAGCCGAUGACGGGAUGGAUCUCCACAUCGACACCGCCUUGACGCGCCCACCUUCGCCGACGGAGACUGCGGCUUACGGCGAAUUCGAGUCGCUCUCCACUACAACCCGAAGUCCUGGUCCCAUAGUGGAGUUCGGCCGUGCCACAACGGCACAUGGCAGCCCUAUUCAGGGAUGGCACUGCCAGGCCCCACGAGGGGAAGGGCCUAGAAAAGGUGGCCUAAACAUUGCUGGGUACCACGCCGUCUCCAGGCUAGCCAGGGCCGCAGACGUCUAA
This is a messenger RNA of Spirometra erinaceieuropaei, 546 nucleotides long. NCBI's taxonomy places the organism in Eukaryota, Metazoa, Platyhelminthes, Cestoda, Diphyllobothriidea, Diphyllobothriidae. The record is from the annotation of a GenBank genome assembly.